Paramecium sonneborni is the source of this 1761-nucleotide messenger RNA. NCBI's taxonomy places the organism in Eukaryota, Ciliophora, Oligohymenophorea, Peniculida, Parameciidae. The record is from the annotation of a GenBank genome assembly.
CUUAAAAAUUAUUUAAUAAAAUGGCUUCUGCAUUUCCAAAAUUACCAGGUUUUGUUCCAACUUAAGAAUUGGAUGUAAAUUUAACAUAUAUCAAAGAAACCGAACUUUCGAAAAGUGUCUGCAGUAAAAUAAGAGUAAAAUAGAGAAAUAGUAAGAAAUUGAAGUUUUACAAUAUAUUAGAAACAACAGCCAAAUAUAGAAUACCCAGUACCUAGAAAAUAGCCUAUUUAAAUUCCCCCUUAAACUGGAAUGUUUAAUCCAGAUUACUUAAGUACAACACAUGCUAUGCACAUGCCAAAAGUACUUAGAUAAAAAUAUUAAUAAGAAUGUAACAAACGAUUCUGAAGAGCUUUAUUAGCCAAGUUGGGUAAAGAUGGAUAGACAUGUUUUGAGAUUCAGUGGUUAUUUUAAAGAAGCAGUGGUUGAAUCAGCUUUAGAGAAUUACAGAAUUCGCAAAAUAACAUUAUUUUACUAUUUAGAGGAUCACUCAUUAAGUAUGACAGAACCAAAAUAAGAAAAUAGUGGAGUUCCUUAAGGGGCAUUUUUGAAAAGAUAAAAAGUAAGAUUAUAUUAAUAAUGUAAAGGUGUUAAGAGCUGAUGGUUCCAAGACAUUUAUUAUGCCAGAAGACUUGAGAAUAAAUCAAGAUAUUGAGAUAUUUGGUAAAACAAUUAGAUUAUAUGAUUGUGACUAAUACACUAGAGAAUUUUAUGAAGUUUGAUCAUCUACUAUAUAUGAUAGGGAAUAGGUUAACCUUAAUCAGCAUCCUUUGAUCCAGGCAGUGAUUCUUUUGAGACUAAGACUAUGACAAAAUAUAUACCUUAAAAAGACACAGUUAUGAAGGAUUAUUUAGAACACAAAUUAGGUGGAGGUAAAGUGACAUCAUAAAAAUAAUUUUUAGAAAAUGAUAGAAAAGUAAAUUUAAAUAUCAAAUUUUUAGGUGCUUAAAUUUUAUGUAUUCUCUGAUAUAGAUUAUGUAUUACAUUAUUAUUUGGCUGAUGACACUAUUGAAAUUAAAGAAAUCAAUUCAGCAAAUUCUGGUCGGGUUCCAUUUCCAAUGAUGUUGAGAAGAUAAAAAUUACCUCGUAAAUUCUCACUUAAUCAACCUGGUUAAACUUAUGCUGAAGAUUUUAUUAGACCUUAAGACAUUCAAUUUGGAUAACCAUUAAUUAUUUACAAUAGAAAAUUUUUAAUUAAAGGUUGUGAUCCCUUCACUAGAUAUUAUUAUUAAGAAAAAUUUAAUGUUGAUUUUCCUUUAGGAGGUUAAGAAGAAUACUAAUAAGAAUAAAGAUCAAGUAUUUAUUCUACUUAUUUUAGAUAUCAUUAUUCCUCCUCAUAAUGGUAUUGGAGAUGAAUAAGAUUCAUUAGGUUAUAUUUAUAGGCUUUAACCAAAACCUCCAAAAAAAGAUUUCUUCAAGUGGGUUGAUAAUCAAGUUAAUUUAAGAUUUUUGGCUAUGUUUAAUACUACUAAACCUGAAGAUAAAGACAGGUAAGUUAUUCAAUUUCAAUAUAGAGUAUUUGUUAUAACAUACUUUUUAAAUGAUGAUAGCUUAUUGGUGUAUGAACCAACUGUUAGAAAUUCAGGAAUUCCAGAUGGUAAAUUCUUAGAAAAAAGAAAAUAUAAAAAUGUGAACAAUAAUAAUGAAUAUUUUGUUCCUUUAGAUUUAAUUGUAGGAAAUGAAGUUUUGAUAAAUGGAUGGAAAUUUUAAUUACUAGAUUGUGAUGAAUUCACUAAAAAAUGGUAUGCUGAAAAUUUUAAAUGA